Hemibagrus wyckioides is the source of this 2449-nucleotide messenger RNA. It is a transcript of the gene cnih4, whose product is annotated as cornichon family AMPA receptor auxiliary protein 4. Gene Ontology annotation, cellular component: endoplasmic reticulum membrane; COPII-coated ER to Golgi transport vesicle. The record is from RefSeq and is a predicted model, not a curated record. Lineage: Eukaryota; Metazoa; Chordata; Actinopteri; Siluriformes; Bagridae. Gene Ontology annotation, biological process: endoplasmic reticulum to Golgi vesicle-mediated transport. The transcript is spliced from 5 exons. The coding region runs from base 70 to 489 and encodes 139 amino acids.
GAGGUGAAGAAGAAGCCUGAUCGGAAGUAGAAAUCUACCCGGAAGUAAGCGCGGAUUGGGAAGUUGAAGAUGGAAGCUGCUGUGUUUAUCCUGUCGCUUGUCGACUGCUGCGCCUUGAUUUUCUUGUCUGUGUACUUUAUAAUCACUCUGUCUGAUCUUGAAUGUGACUACAUUAAUGCCCGAGCCUGCUGUUCAAAGCUAAACAAAUGGGUCAUUCCCGAACUAAUCGGCCAAGCUCUAGCGACAUUGCUAAUGCUGGUCUCCAUGCACUGGUUUAUUUUCCUCCUCAAUGUACCCGUGGCAUCGUGGAAUGUUUACAGAUAUUUGAAGGUUCCUAUGGGUAACAUGGGAGUGUUUGACCCAACAGAGAUCCACAACAGAGGACAGUUAAAGUCCCAUAUGAAGGAGGCCAUGAUCAAAUUAGGUUUCCACCUACUCUGCUUUUUCAUCUACUUGUACAGCAUGAUCCUGGCACUGAUCAAUGAUUGAUGCUGCAGAGACGCAAGAACCUCGACUGCCAAAACCAUAAACUGUCAAAUUUGUGCUGUGAAUACGGUCAUCACUCACAGCUAAAGCCAAUUCAAUAAAAAAAAAAAAAAAAAGAAAAACAGCAACAACCCCACACACUCCACCAUGACUAUAAUCUUCUCCUCGUUGAAACAGUCAACUUGAGAGACCGCCGUUCCUAUUUGUCGUUUGCUUACGUAUUUGCAUUGAAGUAAAGCUUGGUGUAGUUACUUUAUUUAGCCGUUUGUGCAAAAGGUUCUCAAGCUGUAGCACUGCUCCCAUCAUGCGCUGCUUCUCAGGACUGAAUCAACAUGACAAUCUCACUGACUCAUCAGAGCAACUGAUAAGCUUACAGCUCAUGAGCACGUCAUGUCUCCACACGCUUGUCUUAAAUGUGCUGUCAUUGUGAAUGUGUCCACCUGUCUCCCAGAUGGACCUUUAUUUUUUUUUUUUUUUAUUUGUAAAUUGCUGGAAUAUGCUCUGUGUAUAAUGUUUUUUAAGUUCUUUAGUUACUAAGAAAGAUAUCAAAUUGUAUUAAGCACAUUUUAAUUGACCGACUUGGCAGGGUUUUGGGUUAAGUCAGUACAUAUGUAUUUCACUUAUGAUGAAUGCAAAGGUUGUGUGUCCCUGGUUUUCUGCAGUGUUAUUCCUGUUUUUGGGGGUGCCAUGGUUACCUCUAUGCCUUCUGGUUUUCAUUUUAACAAAUCUAUCAGUUCAUCUAUCAAGCUGCGGUUUGUUGGUGUGAGCCAUUCUCGCAUUUUAUUAUUAAAUAAAGACGAGUCCAGUUAGAAUGAAAAACACUAUGCUCAGGGGUAAGAAGCUGGGAAUUCCUGCUGUGAUCUCUUAAUAGGUUUUUGGUUGCAGUGUAGUUUUAUGGCAGUGGUCUGUCAAAAACAGUUUCUGCAUUUCUGGUCUCAUUAGUUUCAUGCAUGCUGUUUAUCCGUUUCACAUUGAUUACCUUUCCAUCUUGUUGGGACUAGCUCAACACCCUGAAAAGCCCAGUUUUAAUAAUGUAUAACAUGUUGUAAUGAUUUCUCCUUGCUGGCCAUAUCUUCUGGACCUUGCCCUGAUCCAUGAUUUUGAAGGGAAAAAAGAAAUAAAGAACUAUUUGGGUUUUUUUUUUUCAAAGGCACGGUACUAGAGUGUUAAAAUUACUGCCGUAAUCCCUGCAUUUCUUUGCAAGUGUCAUAUAUUUAUUCAUUUUAUUGAUUUUGUUGGGGUUUCAGCUUAUAGUCAUAAUUAUGUAAUCAAAUGACAUUAAAAAUGGCUAGAUUCUUUUGUUUCAUGAUUUUCACAUUUUCUGAAAUAGACUCGAGCUUCUAGCAGUAAAAGCUUUUUGAGAAAUGCAACAUAUGAACAUUAGAGGCAUACAUACAGUUUCAGCAGUAGGCAUGGGUUCAGUUUGGGAGAAGGGUAAAUCUCCAUCAUUUUUCAUUACAAUUAACCUUAAAGGCUGCAGAGAAUUGUUUAAGAGUUGUCUACAAUAUAAGGAGACUUUUUUUUUGCCUCGAUAGACAUCGCUUUUUCUAAUUAUAAAAGGACAAGACCUGCAGAAAUAUUGGGUGAGCUGCCUGUUAGCACACUAAGCAUCUAAGCAAGCCUACUCAUUAUGACCCAGAAUUCAGCAAGGCAUUCUCGGAUGAAUUAAGGAUUUUUGUUGAGUGCAUGUUUUUGUUUUUCUUAUUUGUCUUACAUUUACUGUAAAUUGAACUAUUCCUGCAGGUGUGCAGGAAUCACCAGCUGCCAACUCAAGUCUGUGACCUUCGGUUGGCAUCUUUAAAGUAUAAAAUGACCGGGUCAUUUAUUGAAAUCCAUAACCAGAUCUAUUUCUUUCUAGCUGCAAAAGUAAUUUAGGACUGUAUUAAGUCACUGUAGUGAAAAUGAUGGUAACUAAUGAAUUUGUAACUUGAGAGAUUUGGUUGAUUAAAGCAAUUUUCCUUUA